This is a messenger RNA of Phlebotomus papatasi, 1720 nucleotides long. It is a transcript of the gene Gas8, whose product is annotated as dynein regulatory complex subunit 4. The record is from RefSeq and is a predicted model, not a curated record. The transcript has 4 exons. Gene Ontology annotation, biological process: cell motility. NCBI's taxonomy places the organism in Eukaryota, Metazoa, Arthropoda, Insecta, Diptera, Psychodidae. The coding region runs from base 204 to 1616 and encodes 470 amino acids. Gene Ontology annotation, cellular component: Golgi apparatus; motile cilium; microtubule. Gene Ontology annotation, molecular function: small GTPase binding; microtubule binding.
AAAUAAAUAAUUGAUAAUUUAGUGAAUUCAGUGCAGGGCGCAGUCGAGUGGAAAUAAACUCCUUGUACCACCCUCAUUGUCUAAUGGACAAAAAUUCAAAGCAUUAGCACAGACGCCACAUAAUUUCUCUGGUUAGUUUAUCCUCCCCAAAGAAAGAAGAAGCUCCAGUCCCAGCGGAAAGAGGAACAGAAAACACCAAAGACAUGGCGCCAAAGAGGAGCAAAGGCAAAUCCAAGGGGACAACUGUCAUUGAUGGUGUGGAUACCAGCUCGAUGACCAGGGAACAACUUGAGGCAUUUGCCCAUCGUCUCCGCAAUGAAAUGGAGCGGGAACGCGAGGAAAGAAACUUCUUUCAGCUGGAGCGUGACAAAUUGCGCACCUUCUGGGAGAUUACGCGCAAUCAAUUAGAGGAGGCCCGGGCUAUCAUUAGGAACAAGGACCGUGAGGUAGAGGAGGCCCAGGAAAUGGCUGAAAUUGACAUAAAACAUGUGACUCAGCAGAUAAAGCAUCUCCAGUAUGAGCAUCAGACUCGGCUGGGAGAGAUGAAAGCAGAGUACAUGACGCAGCUGAAGAUGGCCCAAGAAGAUCAUGGGAAGCAGGAGCAGGAACUCCUCAAGGACAAACGAGAACUUCGGAGAUUACUUCGUGAAAAGGAAGAGAGCACUGAGCUUCAGAUCCAACAACUAAAACUGAGUCAUAGUGAGUCUUUGAGUGAAGAAAGAAGCCGAUAUGAAAGGGAACUCAAGGAGCUACUGGUUCAUCAGGAAGCUAAGAUGGAUCGCUUUAUCCAGGAAUGCACAGUCAAGAACAGAAUGGAAGUAGCCGAAGUGGAGGAGCGGAAGAACAGCCAAAUCGCCAGGUUGAUUGAAGCUCAUGACAAGGCGCAUCAAGAGCUGAAGAUGUACUACAAUGACAUUACCCUCAACAACCUGGCACUGAUUGGAAGCCUGAAGGAACAGAUGGAGGACCUAAGGCAGCAAUCAGAGCGCAAUGAGCGAACAGUAGCUGAAGUCACUGCAGAAAAUAGGCGAUUGAUUGAACCACUUCAGGAGGCAAAGGCCGAACUAGCUGAUCUUCGGAAGAAGCUUGAGAACUACGAUCGAGACCGUAGUGCAUUGGCUCGUUCCAAGACUCGCUGCAAGACUGCUGAAAAGCGACUAAAUGACCAUAAAUGGGAAACUGAAGAGCUCAAGAUGCGCCUGGAAGCUGUUACAGAGGAACGCGAUUGCUUACGUGGGAAGUUCGAGGAAGCUGUCCUAGAACUGCAACAGAAAGCAGGACUAAAAAAUGUUCUUCUAGAAAGAAAAAUCAGCAUGAUGGAACAGGAGACAGAGAAACGCGAAGCUGUCCUUGGGGAAGUUCUGUCUGUUGCAGGAAUGGAACCCCAAGCCCUUAGCAUUCGGGUAGAAAAGCUCAUUCAAAUAAAAACUGACAAAAUUCAAGAUCUUCAGUUUGAAGUUAUCAAAAUUGCUAAAAAAUACAACGAACUCCUUAAGUAUUUUCACCAAAAGAUGGACUCGCUUGGGAUUGGACUUUCUGGAGAAGAAAUGGAAUUCCAACCAAUCAAAGUUCCUGAUUACAAACUUGCAACUCAUUCCUCUCUGAAAUAUUUGUAAUUAAAAUCAAUUUUGUAUGGAUCUUCAUAUUAGUUCGAGAAAAUCAAGAGUGGUUUUGGAUUUAUCUGAGAAAUUUUUACAAUAAAAAUUGGACAUUGAAUGCG